Molecule: messenger RNA, 2499 nt
Organism: Cordyceps fumosorosea ARSEF 2679
Lineage: Eukaryota; Fungi; Ascomycota; Sordariomycetes; Hypocreales; Cordycipitaceae
Product: beta-glucosidase
Exons: 2
Coding region: 1-2499 (832 amino acids)
Biological process (GO): glucan catabolic process
Molecular function (GO): beta-glucosidase activity
Source: RefSeq, a predicted model, not a curated record
AUGGCUAGCCUCAACGUCGAUGAGGUGCUGAAGAAGCUGACUCUGACAGAAAAGGUCGAGCUGCUCUCUGGCAUUGACUUCUGGCACACCAAGGCUUUGCCAAAGCAUGGAAUACCCUCCAUUCGCAUGUCCGACGGCCCUAACGGCGUCCGUGGAACCAAAUUCUUCAAUAGCGUGCCCGCCGCUUGCUUCCCUUGCGGCAGUGCCCUUGGCUCUACCUUCAAUCAAGAACUUCUUGAACAGGCCGGCAAAACCAUGGGCUACGAGGCCAUCGCCAAGAGCGCCCAUCUGAUUCUAGGUCCGACAAUCAACAUGCAGAGAUCUCCGCUUGGCGGCCGUGGCUUCGAGUCGAUUGGCGAAGAUCCAUUCUUGAGUGGUCUUGGCGCUGCAGCGUUGGUCCGUGGCAUUCAGAGCACUGGCGUAGUCGCUACUAUCAAGCACUUUCUCUGCAAUGACCAAGAGGACAAACGCAUGGGCGUGCAGAGUAUAGUCACUGAGCGUGCUCUCCGCGAAAUUUAUGCAAUGCCCUUUCAAAUUGCCGUUCGUGACGCCCACCCUGGCGCCUUCAUGACCGCAUACAAUGGCGUCAAUGGCACCUUUUGCAGCGAGAACACCAAGUACCUUGAUGGUAUGCUGCGCAAAGAAUGGGGCUGGAACGGCCUUAUUAUGAGUGACUGGUAUGGCACGUAUAGCACAAAUGAUGCCGUCAAGGCCGGCCUCGAUCUCGAAAUGCCAGGUCCUUCACGCUUCCGCGGGGAGGCUCUCCAAUUCAAUGCCUCAACAGGCAAACCAUUUAUUCAUCACAUCGAUAACCGCGUGCGUGCUGUUCUUAACCUUGUCAAGAAGGUUUCUUCACUACCUAUACAUGAGAAUGGACCUGAAAAGACGCUUGACACACCUGAAACGGCCGCCCUGCUGCGAAAAAUUGGCAAUGAAAGCAUCGUCUUGCUUAAAAACGAUGAUAAUACGCUGCCAUUUUCCAAGGAGAAGAAGACCUUGGUAUUGGGGCCAAACGCUAAGGAGGCUACUUACCACGGAGGUGGCUCUGCUGCCCUUCGCGCAUACUACGCCAUUACCCCUUACGACGGUAUCAGUGAGAAACUGGGCAGCCAACCUACCUUCACCGUUGGUGCCUAUACCCACCGCUUUCUUCCUAUUUUGGGCAAUCAACUCACCGACCCUAACGGACAACCUGGCAUGCGCUGGAGGGUCUUCAACGAAGCACCCGGAACCACUGACCGCAAAGUAAUUGAUGAGCUUCAGUUCACCAAGACCGAGAUGCAUCUAGUCGAUUACAGUAACCCCGAAGUCAGCGAUGUGUGGUAUGCGGAUCUGGAAGGCUCUUUUGUGGCUGAUGAAGAUUGCACAUAUGAACUCGGCAUCGUUGUUUCCGGUACGGCCAAGGCAUUUAUCAACGAUCAGUUGGUUGUCGAUAAUGCCACGAAGCAAACUGCUGGUGACGCAUUCUUUGGCGCGGCGACCCGUGAAGAGCGCGGUCGUGUCGAGAUUAAGAAAGGCCAGACCUACAACUUCCGCAUCGAGUUUGGUUCUGCCCCUACUUUUACCCUCAAGGACGAUGCUCACGUGCCUGGCCAUGGCUCUCUGCGCGUCGGGGGCUGCAAAGUCAUCGACGACGAGCAGGAGAUUAAGAAGUCGGUCCAGCUGGCCAAAGAGCAUGACCAAGUGAUCAUCUGUGCAGGCCUCAACGCCGACUGGGAGAGUGAGGGCGGGGACCGCGCAUCCAUGAAGCUGCCCGGCGUUCUGGACCAACUCAUUGCCAAGGUCGCCGUCGCCAAUCCCAACACUGUCGUGGUCAUGCAGACUGGCACGCCCGAGGAGAUGCCCUGGCUCUCGCAGGUCAAGGCGGUCAUUCAAGCCUGGUACGGGGGCAACGAAACUGGUAACUGCAUCGCCGACACAAUUUUCGGCGAUUCUAAUCCCUCUGGCAAGUUGUCACUCAGCUUUCCGAAGCGCUUGCAAGACACCCCCGCCUUCCUCAACUUCCGCGCUGAAGCUGGCCGCACGCUGUACGGUGAGGACGUCUACAUUGGUUACCGCUACUACGAGUUUGCCGAUCGAGAGGUCCAUUUUCCCUUUGGCCACGGCCUCUCGUACACCACCUUUAGCUUCUCCGGCCUGUCCGUUGCCGUCGUCGACGGCAGGGUCAAGGCUACCCUCACGAUCACAAACACGGGCGGCAGGAAGGGCGCCGCCGUCGCGCAAAUGUAUGUCCAGCCGAAGCAGGCGGCGCGCGUCAAUCGUCCCGUCAAGGAGCUACGCGGGUUUGCAAAGGUGGAGCUCGAAGCCGGCGCAUCGAAGAAGGUCACGAUUGGUGAGCUCGAAAAGUACGCCGCGGCGUACUUUGAUGAAGAGCGCGACCAGUGGUGCGUUGAGGCAGGCGACUACGACGUUAUCAUCAGCGACAGCAGCGCCAUCAAUGAGCGAACGGUGCGGGUUACUAUUAGUGUGCCCGAGUCAUAUUGGUGGUCUGGCAUCUAG